GUUUCAGAAGUAGCAGGCUGGGCGAGAACUGCACCAACUUCACGAUCGUCGGAGGUUCGCAACGGGUGAUCAGUGGAGGACGGAUGGUGGACAAAAGCCACAGCAACUAUAACGAUACCAGUAAUAAACUUAAUACUACUAAUACUACUAAUAAUAUUUUAAUUAGCAAUAACAACAAUUAUAAUAAUAAUAAUAAUAAUAGAAAUAUUAACAACAGUCCGUCUAUCAACGACAACAAUAAUAAUAAUAAUGCUAAUAAUAAUAUUAAUAGUAACAGAGAUAAUGUUGGUUGCUUCGGCAGGAGUAUUAUCAAAGCUGGGUCGAGAAUUGUCCGUGCCGAUCGGACAUUAGGACAGCAAAAUUCCGAUGUCCUUUGGUCACCUGGCUUGUCGCGAUUGUCUGAAGUAACGGAAUCGAGAGAUUCUUCUGUCAAUGUUCAGGGAGUUUCCGGAUCGAAUUUGAAUGGCAACAGUUUGAGUAGUCUGGCAGGACACAAUCUCGGUAACUGUCGUGUGUUUAUAGACCAUCACCAGCCGAAUACGCUGAAUGUGGGUUCGAAUCUAGUUAUCAACUCGAAAACGCGAAAUUUGCCCUCGCAGGUCGGCCAGCCGAAGCAAUGCACUGCUGUUCUUCUUGGGACAGUAGGACAGCUCUCCAAAUCGGCGGUGACAGCUGCUGCUCUGCAGCAGUCCCUGCUUUCGGGUGCAAGUGGCAAUAAUUGCAGUAACACCUUGAGUGCACUCAAUUCGGUGACGGCGACGCCGCUGUCGCAGGUUUUUGUGUUGCAAACUUUGGGACAGGAACAACAACAAAAACAACAACAGAAAGAACAACAACGACAGCAGCAGCAGCAGCAGCAACAACAACAACAACAACAACAAACACUGCAGUUGCAUAACAGUUUAAAUCUAAGGGACAAUGUGCCGUUGCAGUUUUAUCAAGGUUCUGUCGAGUCAGCAAACUACGUCCAAACCCAGCUGCAGCAGCAACAACAACAACAACAACAACAACAGCAUAUUCAAGCGCAAUUGCUUCUACAACAACAACAACAACAACAACAACGGCAGCAGCAGCAGCAACAAGAAAGACUGCAACAACAAAACCAACAACAUCUGCAAUUAUUACAACACCACCACCACCAACAACAACAACAACAACAACAGUUAUUACAUCAACAACUUCUGCAACAACAACAACAACAACAACAACAGCAGCAACAACAACAACAACAACAACAACAACAACAACAACACCAGCAGCAGCAGCAGCAGCAACAGCAGCAACAGCAGCAUGUGUACGCUGAGAACAGAGAAAAUUGUCCAACGAUGUUUGGAAUAAAUGGUAAACCACGUCUCGUGGUGAAACCGUUAGAGACCCGAGUCCAACACCAAACUGUUGAUACAUCGGUGCUGGAUCUAUGCGAUGCCAUGGCACUGUCGCCAGACAUGCCAGUCACCGCCAAAUGCUACCCUAAACCUGUAUAUUCCUAUAGCUGUCUCAUAGCGAUGGCUUUGAAAAAUAGCAAAACUGGGAGUUUACCGGUCAGUGAGAUUUACAACUUCAUGACAGAGAACUUCCCAUACUUUAAGAAUGCACCAGGUGGAUGGAAGGACCAGCUCAAGGAGGCACCCAGGGAACCAUGUGCUAGGGGGUACCAAAAAGGGCAACGUUUGGAAUUGAUUAUCCAGGGACGAGUAGACUCACCUCAGAUGCAGAUUUCACCGAAUCUACCCAACAUCAUCAACAUCCGACAGACAGCAAAUGUGCACCCAGAGCAACCCAAUAUAUUAUCAGGAGGCCCUAAUCAGUAUCAUAUCCAGUCCCCUUUUCUACCAGACAGUCCGACCCCACAACAUGUCGAGAUUCUAGAACAAAACAACAGCAGCUUAUUAAAGGAAGUCGGUGCUGUGGACACAACUCUUUCUUUAGACCCAACAAUGUCAGAAAUGAACCUAAAGAACCUGUUGGAUCCCACAAUCUGUCUCCAAGACAAUUUCCCCUUCCAGAACAGUAUAUGGGACGAAGACAUGGAUGUUGAGUUGAGUUUAGAUAUGCCUGUGGCCAUAUCUGCAACCAAUUCUGGGGUGCAAACUCUAGGGGCCUCACUAACUUCAGCAGCACCUCAUAUCAAUUUAUAUUCCCCUCUGGCAGGAAUCAGAAAUGAGUCUUUAGCAGUCACAGGAUUUGGUCACACAGCUUACAACCAACUAGAUGUCAGUGGUUCAAUCUACGGCCAGAAUACCCUUUCUGUAUCAACGUAAUCAUUGUGUCAACUGAAGAUGUUUGUUGAUGCCAAAACAUUUUGAUUCUCUCCACAACUUCUAUAUUACUACAACUGAUCUUUAUACAAUGGUUGGCUACUGGCAGUUAUUUUGACAGUCACUCCCAUCUUGUGGAUAUAUUACAAGAAAUACAGACUUUACAAGAUACUUUGUGAAAUAGAUUCACUCUUUUAAUUCCCCAAAGUCAGCAAACAGUGACUGCAAAGUCAUUAACCCUUUCAUGUUUAAUCCUUUGAACAUAUCUGGCCUAAAUAUCCCAGCUAUUUUAUGUUCAAACUGGACAGAACUGGUUUCCUGCAUCCGCCCUACAAUGUCAUUCUAAAGACAAACAAUCACUCUAAAGAAAUCUCAAGGCUACAAGAUAAUCCAGGAUUAAUUCAAAACAAUACGCAUAAAUAAGGAUUAUAUUUGACAGAGUAAUCCUAAAUGCCAAAGGGUUAAAACAAUUUUAUAUUUUAGUGACAGGUAUGGCUGGAGGGCUGAGAAGUUCACUUCCCAACAUCUAGUUCCACUUUCAGGUCCUUUGCAUGGCAUAUUGGACAAGGGUCAUCAGCUUCAGUCUUGGGCCAGACAAUUCCAUGUGAGUGGAAUUAGCAGAUGCAAACUGUGUAGAGGUUCAUCGUGUGUGUGUGUGUAUGUAAAUGUUGGUUUAAAAUUUUGCCACAAGGCCAGGAAUUUGGGGGAAGGAUCCUAGUCUAUUAUACCAACGCAGUAUUCAGCUGGUACUUAAUUUAUCAACUCCCAAAAAGGAUUGACCUCGGUGGAAUUUGAACCUUCAUGUGUGUGUAUAAAUGUUAUUCUUUAACAAGAAUGGUAUUGAGAGUGACUUCAGGCAGUCCAAUGAUAACAUAACCAGCCAAAACUUCGAAGUCACUGUCAAGAAUAUUCUUGUUUAAGAAUAUUAAAUUUGUUCUCUAUAAAAAGUAUGGAAUACUCCUUCAGUUUAAUGUAGAUUUGUUUUUAGCAUAAAAACGAAUACAAAUUAUAUAUACCGGAGUAAGCACAUAAAAUGUGCAACAAGGUGGAAAAAAGAGUACUCAAAUACCAGAGGUAGAGUAAUAUGCAUUAUUUAAAAGCAGCAGAAAUAUAACAAAAGACUGUUAUUCGG
Molecule: messenger RNA, 3390 nt
Organism: Octopus bimaculoides (California two-spot octopus)
Lineage: Eukaryota; Metazoa; Mollusca; Cephalopoda; Octopoda; Octopodidae
Biological process (GO): regulation of transcription by RNA polymerase II
Molecular function (GO): DNA-binding transcription factor activity, RNA polymerase II-specific; transcription cis-regulatory region binding
Source: RefSeq, a predicted model, not a curated record